UAGUUAUAAGCUUUGGUUGUUAUUUUAUGUAUAUGGCUAAGAAUAAUGAAGUUGUUAGUAGUAACACAACAAGUUGUUGUACUACUUCUUCUUCUUGCUCUACUAUAUUAGCAGGUAGGGUUAAAAGUAGUCCAGCUCCAUUUCUGUCCAAGACUUAUGAUUUGCUUGAGCUACAAGAAAGAACCAGAGCCGUUGGAUCAAAUGAUGAUCAUGAUAAUAAUAAUAAUGGAUCAAUAAUUUCAUGGAGUGAAGAAGGAGAUGGAUUCAUAGUAUGGUCUCCACCUGAAUUUUCUGAGCUAUUACUUCCUAAGUAUUUCAAACACAACAAUUUCUCAAGCUUCAUUCGCCAGCUCAAUACCUAUGGAUUCAAGAAAACUUCAUCCAAGAGAUGGGAAUUCAAGCAUGAAAAGUUCCAAAAAGGGUGCAAGCACUUGUUGGUGGAGAUCACUCGAAAAAAAUGCGAACCGAGCGUUUUUCCAGCCUUUCUUAAGGCCUCGUUCGAGGAGAACACCACAACCACCACCCAAAAACACAAUCGGUUACAACUUAUGGCCGAGGAGAACAAAAAUCUAAUGAAGGAGAAAUUAGAAUUGCAAACACAAAUUGCACAAUUCAAAGCAUUAGAGGAUAAGUUGUUGGAUUGUCUUGCUCACUACAUGGGGGACAAUAAGUUUAAGGGCUUUUGUUAGUUUUGAUUAAUUAUUAGGUUAACACACAUUAAAUUGGUGUUUUUGGUCAAGCAAAAAAAAGAAUCGGUUAUAUACUUUUGUAUUUUUGUUAUUAUUAUAUGUUAUGAUAUGGUCAAUUAAA
Cannabis sativa is the source of this 810-nucleotide messenger RNA. Its product is annotated as heat stress transcription factor B-2a-like. Gene Ontology annotation, molecular function: RNA polymerase II cis-regulatory region sequence-specific DNA binding; DNA-binding transcription factor activity. Lineage: Eukaryota; Viridiplantae; Streptophyta; Magnoliopsida; Rosales; Cannabaceae. The record is from RefSeq and is a predicted model, not a curated record. Gene Ontology annotation, cellular component: nucleus. Gene Ontology annotation, biological process: regulation of transcription by RNA polymerase II. The transcript is spliced from 2 exons. The coding region runs from base 27 to 689 and encodes 220 amino acids.